Molecule: messenger RNA, 640 nt
Organism: Oncorhynchus keta (chum salmon)
Lineage: Eukaryota; Metazoa; Chordata; Actinopteri; Salmoniformes; Salmonidae
Product: neuronal acetylcholine receptor subunit alpha-7-like
Exons: 5
Biological process (GO): nervous system process; regulation of membrane potential; chemical synaptic transmission
Cellular component (GO): postsynaptic membrane; neuron projection; synapse
Molecular function (GO): transmembrane signaling receptor activity; acetylcholine-gated monoatomic cation-selective channel activity
Source: RefSeq, a predicted model, not a curated record
CACUGGACAGAUACUUACCUCUCCUGGAACCCAGAGAACUUCCCAGGUGUUCAGAACCUUCGUUUCCCCUCCAAUCAGAUCUGGGUUCCUGAUAUCCUCCUCUACAACAGUGCAGACGAGAGGUUUGACGCUACCUUCCACACUAACGUCCUGGUCAACUCCUCUGGGUCCUGCCAGUACAUUCCACCAGGUAUCCUGAAGAGUACCUGCUAUAUCGAUGUUCGCUGGUUCCCCUUCGACGUCCAGAAGUGUGAUCUGAAGUUUGGCUCGUGGACCUACAACGGCUGGCUGCUGGACCUCCAGAUCCUGGACGUAGACAUCUCCUCAUACAUCCCCAACGGAGAGUGGGAUCUCGUGGGUGUCCCAGUGAAGCGUAACGAGCUGUAUUAUGACUGCUGUAAGGAGCCCUACCCUGACGUCACCUUCACUGUCACCAUGAGGAGGAGAACACUGUACUACGGUCUCAACCUGCUCAUCCCCUGUGUCCUCAUCUCUGGCCUGGCCCUGCUGGUCUUCCUGCUGCCUGCAGACUCUGGAGAGAAGAUCUCCCUGGGUAUCACUGUGUUGCUGUCUCUGACUGUCUUCAUGUUGCUGGUAGCAGAAAUCAUGCCGGCUACGUCAGACUCUGUUCCUCUCAUCG